GACCAGUCUCGAACCAGAACCCAACCCACCAAGGGAGACAACAAAAGGAGACCACGACACGAGAGGAUGGCCAAGCUGAGGAGGCUCCCGGUCGGGCUCAAGCAGAAAAAACGACACGACGAUCAAAGGCGGCAAAAGAGUUAUCGCUGUUGCUGUUGCUGUUGCAGCAUCGCCAACCUCUUCUAUUGGUCGAUGCUCGUUCUCGUUCUGUUUUACGUCACAAACUCUGCUGUGAUUGUUCUCCACAUGCCGACAGAAACUCAUAGCGAUCACGUAUCAUCAUUGUUUCUUCAUGGCGUGUACAACAGCAGCAGCAGCAACAACAACAGCAGCAACAACAACAACAACAGCAACAGCAACAGCCCCGUUGUAGCAUCGCUCGCGGGCAAGGACGCGGGCCACCAGCCCAACACCACCAAGGCCACUCGCCUCGACCCGCCGCAAGGCCAAGACGAGCUCCCCGUCUUUGCCAUUUGCCUGCUGACGCGGGACGACGUGCCCAUCCUGCCGGAAUGGAUCGCCUACCACUACCAUUCGGUGCGGCUCCGGCACCUGGUGGUUGCCGUGGAUCCCGAGAGCGACACGGACCCCAAGCCCGUCCUGGACAGCUUCCGGACCCUGCUGGGAGGGAACUACCAGAAGAAGAGCCGUCGGUUGCUCGUGGAGCAGUGGGCCGACAAGGACUUCAUGCCCGACUACUUUGUGAGGGGGGAGUACGGAAAGGCCCCCAACUUUGUCGGCGGCUUUGGCGAGCCAGACGACAGCAAGACCUGGGAGGGGUGGUAUUCCAAGCAGAAACACAUGGGCAAGGUCCGCAUAAAAGACCAGACCUACGUCAACAACCACCGAUUCMGGCAGACCCGCUUUUUGUCAAGGUGCACCGAGCACCUGCGGGAAAAAUACAGCGGGAACCAAAAAGGCGACAGCAACCGCAAGAAGAACGUGUGGAUGGCUACCCUGGACACGGACGAGUACCUGGCCAUCAAUCCUUGGAUGCUCCUCGAGAGCGGAGCGGACGCCUCCGGUGCUCUUCCGGCCGACCGGGAAACGGUCGAUUCCGUGAUGAAGCUGGAACCGGCCUCGGUCCUCCGCUGGUGGGUGGGGAAACAAAACGAGCUGCAAACAAAGGAGUCCUUGCCKUCGUCGCAACACGCCAACCGAAACCACCCGGUGUGCCGGCAGAUCCCCCGGCUSCUCUUCGGGUCGGUGGAAGCGGCCAACCUCACCGUUGCGGCCGACAAGGUGGAACCCGACACCACCUAUGGAUUUUUCCCCAAGGACGGAACCAARGAGUUCCGCUUCGCGUCCGGCCUCCCCCGGUCGAAGAGCCCGAUGGAAACACUGCGGUGGAAGUACCACGCGGCCCCGGACGACAAUCGGAACUUCCAGCCCAAGGUCGUCCUGGACGUCCACUCCAUCCCGGACACGGACCAAGACAUCUGGGGGAACCACGUCUUCACGGUCCACCGGCCGUCCAGGGCCCUCUGCGCCCCCGAGACCCCCAACAACUGGAACGGGACCCUGCUGGAGGCUCCAAAGGAAAGGAGCGGUCCGGCCCCGAAGAAUGUGGAGGUCGUCGAUCCCUCCCCCGUGGUGGCCUACCACUACAUCGGGUCYCCCCAGCGGUACUUCGAACGGCGGAACGACCUGCGGAGGAGCCGCAAGCGGUACCUGGAGCGGAGCAACAUCACCCACGGGCACAGGAACGACCAGUGGAUCGAUCGGUGGCUCCCGGGCUUUGUAGAGGCGGUGGGGGUGGACACCGCGGCGAAACUGCUGGUCCCGAGGGAGCCGGUCCUAAAAUUCCCCAAAAAGGCCAAGGCGCGGAAGGACCAGAGGAACACCGAUGUCCGGCGAAGGUGAACCCAACGCAACGCGAGGGAAAAAUGUUGGUUGUGCCGAGCGAGCCAAGGGCAUGCAUUGCCGAACGCCACGCCACGCCAUGCAGCAUGGGACGAUUUCCUGGCUCGCCCCGUUUCGUUGGUUGGUUUGUUUGGCAAAAGAACUACGCCACCAUAGGAAAGGCCUUGCGAUCGUUUCUCCGCUGGAAAUCUCGACGGGUUUUGGUCUCGGUGGCACGGGUUUGGCAUUGCCCAUGGCUUUGUUUCGUCGGAGCUACGAUUCGUACAAAAGGAAGUCCGAGGUGUUUUCAACCAUCCAUUCGAAACGAAGGCAGUGUCCGAAAGCAAGAAGUUAAGUUGGGUGCUUUGUGGAUGGCUUGGUGAGGUGGAUUCCUUCCUCCAAGUGAAUCGUCCACGACACGUGACAACCUCGACGCCGGGUAAUUCCAUGGCGCGAACGAAAUGCCACGGCAGCUGAUCCCUCCGAGCCACCCGAUUCCACCAAAACAUGAAGGACUCUCCAACGAAAGCAGUUGUUCGUUGCUUCCAAAGUGUUGUUUCGCAAAUGGAAGAAAGAACAAUCCGUCGUCCAAGGAGACCGCGAUGCCCGGCUUGUGGAAAACCACAACUAGCUGUUGCGUGUGUGUGAGAGAGAGAGAUAGGGGUUUCGUUUCAGCGACGCUGCUUGCCUUCUCUCUAUACCACUAUAACCGUUAUGCACUUGCGCGAUUCGUGAUUGAUCAGCGCAGUAACAGCUCGGCAGGAAAGAGACAGCCUCUCACCAGUCGUGUGGAAAUCGGAUCAACGAGAGACGGCAGAAACUUCACGGCACGAAUGUUCCAUUCCUAGAAAACASCUAGACAGAAGUGCCGUGUUCCACUUACUGUAGUGCGCAUACACCUCUAACCAAUCGACUCCGCCGUAGUUUACCGGCGCAACAUCAGUUUGGAUCGAUGGAGGCAGCAACGAAGGAGGAACAGAAAUCCUACGCACCAAAAUUUGCAAUCCCAAUUUUUUGGGUGGUACACGCAAGACACACGGAAGAUGCCAUAGAAAAACAUAGUGGAAUGAUAAGGUCUCUUGCAUUUACUAAGAAUGGAAUUGAUGGCUUGUAAACAAAUACUGUAAAAACUUGUAGGUUCAACGAAUUUCGUUCCGGAAAGGAUGCUAACAAACAUAAUAGCACGAU
Pseudo-nitzschia multistriata is the source of this 3030-nucleotide messenger RNA. Lineage: Eukaryota; Bacillariophyta; Bacillariophyceae; Bacillariales; Bacillariaceae. The record is from the annotation of a GenBank genome assembly.